UCAGAAACAUAUCUACUCUUCUUCUUCCUCCUCCUAAUCUCUCUCUCUCUCUAUAUAUUUCUCUGGGUCUCAUUUUCGAUCUUAGAUACAGAAACCCAGAUAGAAUCAUCAUGCCAGAGGCGCCAAAGGACGUAGCUUUCGAGGUGAAGGACCAGGGCCUGGCGGAGAAGAACAAGAAGAAGCUUCAGUUCAUCGAGGAUGUGACCAUGAAGGCAGAGGAGGUGCAGAGGCGCGUUCUGGAGGAGAUCCUGAAACGAAAUGCGAAAGUGGAGUACCUCAAACGACAUGGCCUCGACGGUCGUUCCGACCGGGAAAGCUUCAAACGAGUCAUGCCUGUCAUAACCUACGAGGAUAUUCAGCCUGACAUCAACAGGAUCGCUAAUGGCGACAAUUUCCCUAUCCUCUGUUCUAAGCCCAUCUCCGAGUUCCUCACAAGCUCGGGGACUUCAGGUGGGGAGAGGAAGCUGAUGCCUACGAUCGAAGAGGAACUAGACAGAAGAUCCCUUCUCUACAGCCUCUUGAUGCCUGUGAUGAGCCAGUUCGUGCCCGGACUGGACAAAGGCAAAGGAAUGUACUUCUUGUUCAUCAAAUCCGAGGCCAAAACCCCAUCUGGUCUCCUUGCUCGUCCGGUCCUAACCAGCUACUACAAAUCUUCCCACUUCAAAGAACGACCCUUUGAUCCUUACACCAACUACACCAGCCCCAACGAGACAAUCCUUUGUCCCGACUCUUACCAGAGCAUGUACUCUCAGAUGCUCUGUGGUCUGUGCCAACGCAUGGAGGUUCUUCGUGUCGGCGCUGUUUUCGCCUCUGGAUUCAUCAGGGCCAUCAAGUUUCUCGAGAAACACUGGCCUGAGCUGGCCUGUGACAUUAGAACUGGCAUACUCAGUGCCCAGAUAACCGAUCCUUCCGUUCGUGGGGCAGUCGAUAAGAUACUCAAACCCGACCCGAAACUCGCUGAUUUCAUCGAGAACGAAUGUGGGAAAGAGUCUUGGCAAGGGAUUAUCACCCGGUUGUGGCCUAACACAAAGUAUGUCGAUGUCAUCGUGACUGGGACAAUGUCGCAGUACAUCCAAACGCUGGAUUACUACAGCAAUGGUCUGCCUCUUGUCUGCACAAUGUAUGCUUCUUCCGAAUGUUACUUUGGAGUGAAUCUUAGACCGAUCUGCAAACCUAGCGAGGUUUCUUACACGCUCAUUCCCACCAUGGCGUACUUCGAGUUCUUACCGGUUCAUAGGAACAACGGGGUGACCAACUCUAUCAAUCUUCCGAAGUCACUCACUGAGAGGGAGCAAAAGGAGCUUGUUGAUCUUGUUGAUGUCAAGCUUGGACAGGAAUACGAGCUUGUCGUCACCACCUACGCGGGACUUUACAGGUACAGAGUGGGUGAUGUGCUGAGAGUGACUGGCUUCAAGAACAAGGCACCUCAAUUCAGCUUCAUAUGCCGGAAAAACGUGGUUCUGAGCAUAGAUUCAGACAAGACAGACGAGGUCGAGCUCCAAAACGCGGUGAAAAAAGCCGUGACACACCUCGUCCCGUUCGAGGCAACUCUGUCGGAGUACACAAGCUACGCAGACACGACCACUGUUCCAGGCCACUAUGUCUUGUUCUGGGAGCUGACCCUAAAAGGGCAGACACCAAUCCCUCCUUCCAUCUUCGAAGACUGCUGCUUGACCAUUGAAGAGUCACUGAACAGUGUGUACAGACAAGGAAGGGUAAGUGACAAGUCCAUCGGUCCACUCGAGAUCAAGAUCGUCGAGGCAGGAACCUUCGACAAGCUCAUGGAUUACGCGAUAAGCUUAGGAGCUUCGAUCAAUCAGUACAAGACGCCGAGAUGUGUGAAGUUUGCUCCGAUCGUUGAGCUGUUGAACUCGAGGGUUGUUUCGAGUUACUUCAGCCCCAAGUGUCCUAAAUGGGUCCCUGGUCACAAACAAUGGGGACAGUAACUAGAGAACAGAGCAGAGAAGAGACAGUAUGAAGAGACUCUUUCCGAGGUAGAAGGUUUAAUGUGUUUUAGUUGGAUGAAUUAUGUAAACCAGUGUACAAAAGGCAAUUCAUGUUUCCUGAGCAAUUCUCUCUUUGCUCUUCUUCUUAAUCUCCUCGAGUUUUCUAAGUUUCAAUCUUUAUUAUUAGUAAACAUGAAUUGCAAUUUCCUAAAUAAGAUAAAAGAUUUUGUCUUCA
This is a messenger RNA of Tarenaya hassleriana, 2181 nucleotides long. RefSeq names its product indole-3-acetic acid-amido synthetase GH3.6-like. The transcript is spliced from 4 exons. NCBI's taxonomy places the organism in Eukaryota, Viridiplantae, Streptophyta, Magnoliopsida, Brassicales, Cleomaceae. Gene Ontology annotation, molecular function: indole-3-acetic acid amido synthetase activity. The record is from RefSeq and is a predicted model, not a curated record. The coding region runs from base 111 to 1946 and encodes 611 amino acids. Gene Ontology annotation, cellular component: cytoplasm.